GAUAUCACAGCCGGACAGCCGGAGCAGACAGACGCCUACCUCACCAUUGUCAAGUAGGUACUUUAGAUGGACAUAUGUAGCCUAUGAUGACCUCGUUAUCCCUAGAUGCUGAUCGAAGUGCAUGUCAGGUGUAUGUUUUUCUCUAAUGAGCUGAGGUAGGGGGUAGAUCUGCAACACUUAUAAGACGUCUGUUUCCAUCCUAAAUGUUCACUGUAUGUGUUUGCUGGCUUUGCUUUGUCGUCAGUCGUCUCAGUGGAGAUGAUGGAACACAGUUUCUCCCUGCCGUUGUGAAGCAUUUCUCACGUUUGGGUAAAACUUUCCAGGUGAGUGCAUGCUUUAUGUGAAUAAUAUUUAUAAAGCAAAAAAAACAUUUAAAGCUUUCAUUGACUAAAGGAUUGUCAUGUUGUGAUGUUGUUUUAGACUCAUAUCUCCAGUCAGAAUGCAGAGCUGAGCCAGGCAGCACUGCAGGCCCUGGGGUUCUGUGUGUUCCAUGCGAACGUCGUCUCGGCUAUCCCAGGUACUGAACAAGUAGAAUACUUCAUAGGUUUACAUGGGACUGGUUUACCUGACAGAUAAGCCUAGACUUUGUUCUGGAAACAAGCCUUGUAAGAAUGGAGAUCGCAUAAUUUGAAACAGGGUUUUCUUUGGCUUUCUCUUUCUCCAGCUAAUUUAGCAGAGGAGCUACUGUCAGCACUUUCCUCUCUGGUGGUGAAGUCUACAGACAAGAACACAUGCACCAGAGCAUUAUGGGUAAUCUCCAAACAGAACUUCACUCCAGAGGUGGUGGCCGAGAUGGUUCCAGAGAUCCUGAGGACCCUGGAGUGUAUACGGACUAGAGAAGACAUCCAGUCUGUUGUCAUGGAGCACGAGUCGUUGAACGUUAUCAUAAGGUAAACAAAACCACCCACUCAUGUACUCUCCUGCCUUGUAAACAAUAGCUUUGAUUGGCUAUAUGACCCUCAUUUAGGAAUGCACAAUUGAAUGGUUCAGUGUGAUAACCCUGACACUAAGCAGAUUGUUAUUGUAGUCUACCUUGGUUAACGCUCUGUCUCUGUUUUGGAUAGUGCUCAAAGCUCUCGGGGCUGGAAAAUACUGUCCUGACAGUAUUUCAGUGAUCAUCAGCUCUUUCUCUGUCUUGACCCUCCUCUGUAUGUGGGUAGGUUGCUGGACCAGGCCCCAGCCCAGAUGGGUGAGGGUGCAGUGCAGUGGGCCAAGCUGGUCAUCCCUCUGGUGGUCCACUCAGCCUCUAAGGUGCGCCUGCGGGCGGCAGCAGCCCUAGAGAUGGGUCUACCUCUACUAAUGGAGAAGCAGAAGGAGGUGGCAGCCAUCAUAGAACCCAUCAUGUCCUCAGUAAGUGUCUUUAUACUCCCUACCAGAGCCAUGUAUUUAGAUGAUUAUAUCUAAAUAAUGUUACUGCUCUCUGUCUGCCACUAACACACACUUACAAUACAAUGAGUGCAAGUCUUUUGAUGCUCAUUUCUUCACGAUCUGACAGUUGUUCUUGUUUUGCUCCAGAAACUCAUCCCAGAGCUCCAGAAACUGUUCUCUACGAAGAACGAGACCAAUGUUCUGAAACUCUGGCCGUUGUUUGUUAGGCUCCUAGGGAAGGUGAGGCUGCAUGGUUUGAAUCCUCAGGAGAUGCUUACAUGUCAGGCUCUCAGGAGUGUAAUGAAUCAUUGCGUAACAUCCAUUUGAUUGGUUCCUCCCUACCUUGUGUCUCGGAGCGUUGGGAUAAAGGGGAAAUACACGUUUCAGCGUCUGACAGUUGACAGUCAUUGUCUUUCGCCUGCUCCCCCAGCUGCUCCAUAGAGGUGGUCCCUUCAUCAACUCCCUGCUUGGCCUGGAGGAACUGGGCUUCCGUAGCUCCUCCCCCAACAUCAAGAAGAUCGCCUUCAUCGCCUGGAAGAGCCUCAUAGACAACUUCGCCCUCAACCCAGGUGGGAAACGCACAAUACAACAGUGUGCCAUUCAUUACUUCUUCAAGUCUUUUUGACCGGUUGCUUCUUUUAGACAGAACUUAAUGGAGGGCUGUACGACAGAAAGUGUGUGGCUAACUAAAUGCUCUUGUUAACAUCCACUCUCUCCAUGCACUCUUUGCUGUAGAGAACACUUACUCUGAUUAGAGUAGACUGUAUACUCUAUUCAGAGUGUCAGAUUGUUUGCAAACUGAUUCACUGACCCGUCCCGUGCUGUAGAGAUCCUGUGCAGUGCCAAGCGUCUAAAGCUGCUGAUGCAGCCCCUCAGCUCCAUCCAGGUGAGGACUGAGGCCCUCCUGCUCACCAAGCUGGAGGUCUGGUGGUAUCUGGUGGUCAAACUGGGAGCCAACCUGCCUGCACACUUUGAACAGGUAUGAAAAGGGUUUUAAUUUGUAUUGGUUUGUUAUUAUGUGUCUGUUUUAAUGUGUUUGUGGAAAAAUAGUGUUUUGUUACGUUUAUGCUGGACUACCAAAUGUGGCUUAAUGAUGUAUUCAGAUUCCGAGCAGGAUUUGUUAAUAAGGAAUGAUGAUCAAGUUAAUAAAUUAGGCCUAUUAUAACAUUUUAUUGAGAUGAAGUUUGAGAUUCGAUCUUGUCAUAACAGUUGUAAUCUUGUGUGUGUGGUGCAUGGAGCGUGAUCAUCGCCAAAUUGUUGUUUUGUGAUUGGAUAUGGCCUGCUCAAGCAAUCUUGUGUUGCUGACCAAUAGUCUCGGUGUGUUUUCAGGUUGGUGUUCCUCUGCUCCAGUGCACCCUGGGCACUGACUCGGCCUUCCCAGCUACUCCUGCCUGGAGCUCCAUUCAGAGCAGUGCUGUGGGCACCACUACACCUAAAACUGGUAGUCUUACUGUGGGGACCACUACACCUACAACUAGUUAUGUCUUACUGUGGGGACCACUACACCUACAACUAGUAAUGUCUUACUGUGGGGACCACUACACCUACAACUGGUAGUCUUACUGUGGGGACCACUACACCUACAACUAGUUAUUCUUACUGUGGGGACCACUACACUACAACUAACUUACUGUGGACCACUACACUACACUGUAUGUCUUACUGUGGGGACCACUACACCUACAACUGUAGUCUUACUGUGGGGACCACUACACCUACAACUAGUAUGUCUUACUGUGGGGACCACUACCCCUACAAAGUAUGUCUUACUGUGGGGACCACUACACUACAAACUAGUCCCACUACCUACAACUAGUAAUGUCUUACUGUGGGGACCACUACACCUACAACUAGUAAUGUCUUACUGUGGGGACCACUACACCUACAACUAGUAAUGUCUUACUGUGGGGACCACUACACCUACAACUAGUAAUGUCUUACUGUGGGGACCACUACACCUACAACUAGUAAUGUCUUACUGUGGGGACCACUACACCUAAACCUACAACUAGUAAUGUCUUACUGUGGGGACCACUACACCUACAACUAGUUAAUGUCUUACUGUGGGGACCACUACACCUACAACUAGUUAUGUCUUACUGUGGGGACCACUACACCUACAACUAGUUAUGUCUUACUGUGGGGACCACUACACCUACAACUAGUUAUGUCUUACUGUGGGGACCACUACACCUACAACUAGUAAUGUCUUACUGUGGGGACCACUACACCUACAACUAGUUAUGUCUUACUGUGGGGACCACUACACCUACAACUAGUAAUUGUCUUACUGUGGGGACCACUACACCUACAACUAGUUAUGUCUUACUGUGGGGACCACUACACCUACAACUAGUAUUGUCUUACUGUGGGGACCACUACACCUACAACUAGUUAAUGUCUUACUGUGGGGGACCACUACACCUACAACUAGUAAUGUCUUACUGUGGGGACCACCUACACCUACAACUAGUAAUGUCUUACUGUGGGGACCACUACACCUACAACUAGUAUGUCUUACUGUGGGGACCACUACACCUACAACUAGUAAUGUCUUACUGUGGGGACCACUACACCUACAACUAGUAAUGUCUUACUGUGGGGACCACUACACCUACAACUAGUAUUGUCUUACUGUGGGGACCACUACACUACAACUAGUAAUGUCUUACUGUGGGGACCACUACACCUACAACUAGUAUGUCUUACUGUGGGGACCACUACACCUACAACUAGUUAUGUCUACUGUGGGGACCACUACACCUACAACUAGUUAUGUCUUACUAUCUUCCUCCAUUGUCUUGUCUCUUCGCUAAUAUUAUGAAGAUUGAUUGCUUCUAGCUGUUGGUUUUCAUAAUUUGCACACAUGCAUGUGUGACAUAUCAGUAUGUAAUUUCAGUAUAUAAUUCUCUUUACCUAGAAUAUAGAAAAGCUCUCUUUGAAUGGUAAUCUUGGAUUUACCUGAAAAGUGCCACCAGAGAAUUGUGGAAAUGUUGGAUGUAAAAAUGUCCUAAAUGUCACCUUUGUUAAUUGACGAUAACUGAAUUUGUCCCCCUUUAUUGCUCUGCCCCCCGCCCCACCAGGUGCCCCAGCGUUCUCGAGCCCUACGGUGAUGCCCCGUCUGAGCCUGAACUGCAGUGUGGUGGCAGGCCAGGCCUACCCCUCUAUACAACUGCUGGGAUUAGAGAUGCUGCUGCAUUACUUCCUAGGGUCAGAGGUCACUGCCGCCGCUGCCAAGAACAAACUGACGCUCAGCCUGGGUGAGAGACGCGUGGUUGUUUUACCUACUUUAGUUGAAUGCACUGAACUAAGUCGCUCUAGUUAAGAGCUAAAUUAUUCAAAUGUAACGCUAUCACAGCCUCUGUCGCUACUCAGUGAUGCUGUUUGUAAAUGUUAAAUUCUUUGCCAGGUGAACCUGUGACUGGGUGUAGAAAAUAUUUAAUCCACGUCAAGUCACCAAUUUAUUUUACGUGCAUUUCACAAGUGUCAACACACUACACAGAAACCCAUAUUUGUAUUACAGCAGGAUGACAUGCCUUUCACAUAUGCCAAUACCUUUACAGUAAACUGUAUUUAUGCGUCAGAUAAAUAUGUUCCAAUUGGAACCUGCUUGCCUGGUUCUCUGAAAUGACUGACUCCUUUGUAUUGUUUUGGCAGAACCUCUGAUUCACCCCUUCCUGUCCAGCCCCCCCUCCUUCACCAAGUACGCCUCUCUGCUCAUCUCCAUGGUCCGCGACAGCUUCAUCUGCAUCGGCAAAGACGCCCCAGGUACCUACCUGCCCUCAAGUAAAUCACUGCAACUGACAUUAGCAUAGGCUCUAUGGCAGCCAUAAUGGCUCUAUUUCGGCCAUUUUGGCUCCUGUACAGUAGAGCCAUUGUAUGUAGUCUCAAACACACGUUCAGAACCUGCCUCAGAGUGUGUAGUAGUUUAUUCCUCUGCCUGUCAGCUAGUCAGGAAGAGGGCACACAUCACCUGUAGUCCAGUUAGGAAAAAUGUAGGCCUAACUUCCUUCCACUAUGAAUUCUAUUCAGCUGGCCUUCCUCUAGGAGCAGAGGCGCCGGCCUCCAAAAAUGUGUUUGUUACUGCUCAGUGCUCUCUCCACGAGUGGCGCAGUGGUCUAAGGCACUGCAUCGCAGUGCUAGCUGUGCCACUAGAGGUUCGAAUCCAGGCUCUGUCGUAGUCUGCCGCGACCGGGAGACCCAUGGUGCGGCGCACAAUUGGCCCAGCGUCGUCCAGGGUAUGGGAGGGAAUGGCUGGCAGGGAUGUAGCUCAGUUGGUAGAGCAUGGUGUUUGCAACGCCAGGGUUGUGGGUUCGAUUCCCACGGGGGGUCCAGUAUGAAAAAUAAAUUAAAUAAUGUAUGCACUCACUAACUAAGUGGCUCUGGAUAAGAGCGUCUGCUAAAUGACGUAAAUGUAAAAAUGAUAGGAUAGCUCUGGCUUGACUUGCUGGCUUAGAGGGGCUCCCUCACAUGGACUAGUAAUUGGAAACAGGUUCUGAGAGUCGCUACAGGGGAGUUGGAAGGAAGGAACAAUUGUGUGUGUGUGUGUGUGUGUAGAAGUCCAUGCGUGGGGGGUUGAAUGACUGCCACUUCAUGUGGGGUGACUCGCGUGUUCUCUCUCUCCCCUGCAGAGGCCUUGCUUGCCCUUAUAUGGAAGAACCUUGUAAGUUUCGUAAGCACAACGAUUGAUGCUGGUAAGUACCAGCCAAAGUCAACCACAUCACAGCGUCACCCCCCACGUCACCCCUCUACCCCCCACUGAACAGAUUGCAUGCAGUAGAACAGUGGAGGGCCUGUUAGUGGUUAGUGGUUAGAGAGAGAGAAGAACCCACCACCACCACCAUGAUGUAAGCCUGCAGGUCAUCCAGGAAACUCUGUAACCUCACUCACUCGUCAGCUAGUUUCAGCCUUGGCUAACUCCUCAAACCUCUCCUAGAGUAUCCCCAGCCAUUCUACUUAUUUGAUGUUUUAUAGCACUGGCACAGCUAAUUCAACUAAUGAAGGGUUUAGUGAUUUAGUUGACCAGUGGAAGUGUGCUAUUACUGAAAUAUAGACUAGAUCCCCAAGCUGCCCCCACUCUGCUGGAUGAGGAAUGCCUUAGUUUAACCUCACUCCAUCUUCAUUUAGUUAGCAAAUAAUGUUCUGUUCUGUGGCUGCUGCCCAAUUGGACUGACCCUUCCAGCCAUGGGUCAGCCCUGGCGCCCCACACAGAGUACCACAGCUGGGCUUGGGUCCUGUCUGUCAGGGGGGAGAGCUGAGAGAGACAAGCCUCCCCCACCCCAGGUCCAACACCACUGUCAUCAGUUUAAGUCUGAGUGGACCUUCGCGUUUGGAACCACUGUGACGAGGAAUGAAAUCUGAGGGGCCAGUCCCCAGUGAUGACCAUUCAAAGAAAUUACAGAAAGGAUUUUCCAUGUUUUAGUUUCUCCUCUUCAAAAUGUGUUGGAUGAGAAAAUCCGAAGUCCCUCCCCUCUGACCUUUUCCUCCAAUGCGUUUUGAGGAGGUGGCACAGAGUGAGGCUUCGAGGAAUUGAGGAAAGGCGACUUGAGAAAGAGCCCUGGUGUCUUCAAACGACUGUCUCAUCCUGUCCCUUGUACCUUUGUGACAGCUGGCCAUAAGAAGGAGCGACAGGGCUCUGAAGUCCUCACCCUGCUACUGCAGGCGCUACAGAGCGUCAUCUCCUCAGAGGCCCUCCCUGCACACAGGGCUCUGGUAAGACCUGCCUCUCUACCCCUCUAUUAAACCUCUUCCAACCCUCAGAAUUAAAUGGAAUGUGUAUCUAUAUGCUCCAACCAGGUCUGAUUGUCUGCUGCUAGCCCAUGUUAGUAUGUCAUUCCCCUAAAACUCUCCUCUAAGCUUGUUUAACCCUUGUAUGCUUUCUUAUUUAUUUCUCUGUAUGCAGAGUCUGCUGGAAAUGACAGUGAAUGGGAUCCCUCCGAGGAUACUGGGAUCUGCCUCUUACCAAGUGGGCAAAAUGGAUAUUUUGAACGUGAGUGUCUGUAGCUACUCUCUUCCUGGUCAUUGGGUUACGUAACUUAUACAUUGAAAUACAAUCUGUCCAUCCAUUCGCUCCCUGCUAGUUCUGGCUCCAUCCUCUGUUGCACAUGAUAAAUCUGAAAUAAAUCGCACCUGUGAAAGCUGAAAUAAGAAGGUUCCUGAUGACUUGCCCUGAUGCCAUAGGGAUGCCAACCCUGUGACCUGCUCUAUAAAGAUGUCUUCUCUAGAUCACUGUGAAUUAACGUCCUGCAGUCUUUGAUGCAUGGGGCUCUUAGGAAAUCUCUGUGUUAGUCAAUUAGUGUUGUGGAUGCUGUGUGGUCCUGGGCCUGGUUUGGUUACUCUGCCAUCUCUGCCCCCAGGGAACCCCAGCUCUGUUCCUGAUUCUCCUGUUCUACAACAGCAGUCUAGUGGCAGGGUUCGUAGAAGAUGAGAGGUGGGUUUCCCCUUGACUGUAGUCUCUUCCUUUCCUCUGUCUAACCAUAAACAAAUGUCUCCUGGGGCUUACCACUUCCAAGAACUUCAAACUAAAAGGAUUGUUCCUUGAGUUUUGCAACCAGCGUUACAGACAAAUCAAAUGUUUAGCAUAUUGCGGGUGUAGCGAAAUGCUUGUGUUCCUAGCUCCAACAGUGCAGUAAUAUCUAACAAUACACACUAAUCUAAAAAGUAAAAUAAUGGAAUUAAGAAAUAUUAGGACGAGCAAUGUCUGUGUCAUGCUCAAUGCUUGGGAAUACAUUUACAUAUUAGUCAUUUAGCAGACCAUCUUAUCCAUAAUGACUUCCAGUCAGUGCAUUCAGGAGGUAGGCAAAAUCCACAUGCACUACAUGGCCAAAAGUCGAACACCUCAUUCCAAAAUCAUGGGCAUUAAUAUGGAGUUGGUCCCCCCUUUGCUGCGAUAACAGCCUCCACUCUUCUGGGAAGGCUUUCCACUAGAUGUUGGAGCAUUGCUUCGGGGACUUGCUUCCAUUCAGCCACGAGCAAUAGUGAAAUCGGGCACUGAUGCCUGGCUCGCAGUCGGCAUUCCAAUUCAUCCCAAAGGUGUUUGAUGGGGUUGAGUUCAGGGCUCUGUGCAGGCCAGUCAAGUUCUUCCACACUGAUCUCGACAAACCAUUUCUGUAUGGAUCUUGCUUUUUGCACAGGGGUAUUGUCAUGCUGAAACAGGAAAGGGCCUUCCCCAAACUGUUGCCACAAAGUUGGAAGCACAGAAUCGUCUAGAAUGUCAUUGUAUGCUGUAGCGUUAAGAUUUCCCUUCACUGGAACUAAGGGGCCUAGACCGGACCAUGAAAAACAGCCCCAGACCAUUAUUCCUCCUCCACCAAACUUUACAGUUGGCACUAUGCAUUGGGGCAGGUAGCGUUCUCCUGGCAUCUGCCAAACCCAGAUUCGUCCGUCGGACUGCCAGAUGGUGAAACGUGAUUCACCACUGCAGAGAAUGCGUUUCCACUGCUUCAGAGUCCAAUGGCUGCGAGCUUUACAUCACUCCAGCCGACACUUGGCAUUGCGCAUGGUGAUCUUAGGCUUGUGUGUGUGUGUGGCUGCUCGGCCAUGGAAACCCAUUUCAUGAAGCUCCCGAUGAGCUGUUCUUCUGCUGACGUUACUUCCAGAGGCAGUUUGGAACUCGGUAGUGGGUGUUGCGGACAGAGGACAGACGAUUUUUACGUGCUUCAGCAUUUGGCAGUCCCGUUCUGUGAGCUUGUGUGGCCUACCACUUCAACUGAGACGUUGUUGCUACUAGAUGUUUCCACUUCACAAUAGCAGCACUUACGGUUGACCUGGGCAGUUCUCUAGCAGGGCAGAAAUUUGACAAACUGACUUGUUGGAAAAGUGUCAUCCUAUGACGGCGCUACGUUGAAAGUCACUGAUGUUUUCAGUACAGGGCCAUUCUACUGCCAAUGUUUGUAUAUGGAGAUUGCAUGGCUGUGUGCUUGAUUUUAUACACCUGUCAGCAACGGGUGUGGCUGAAAUAGCCAUAUCCACUAAUUUGAAGGGGUGUCCACAUACCUUUGGCCAUAUAGUGUAUGUUGUUCCUGUCCUAUUUGAGUUCUCUGCACCCCCACAGGUUCUUCCUGUGUUUGGAGACGCUGGUGAGCUGUGGUCUGUCCGGCCCUACGUCCCCUCUGGCGUUUGGGGAGGCAGUCCUGGGGGCGGUGGGGCGCAGCGUGGGGACUCUGGGGAACAAGGAACAGCUUUGGAGGAUGUGGAGCGUGGUGGUCAACCCACUGACUGUUACCAUCACACAGGUAUGAAGUGGACACACUGUAAAUAAAUGGCAUAUAACUGCACUGAAUACGGUGCUUGUUUGUGUUGAGAUGCAAGACCAAUUUCAUCAAGUGGACGCAAUAAACAAACUACUAUUAUGAUUUUUAUUAUCCUGUGCAUUGCACAAAUGCGAUGGAGAUUGGUUUUAAUUAAUAAGGUUUUGCUCCCUCCCUGACACAGAGCAAUGAGGUGAACCAAGGGGAUGCUCUGGAGCACAACUUCAGUGCUGUGCACAAUGCCCUGAUGUUCCCCAUCAUACACCUGCUACCUGGCAAGGCCCUGCCACAGGUGAGUCUCUCAGAGAUUACAUGGAGAUGACAAGGUCAUGCUAUUGGAUUUAUCAAGUUGGCGACUAUGAAUUCAUUCAGUGCUUUGCUCAUUUGGAUCACUAGAGUAGUUAUUUGGGAUGCAGGAGGAUUUGGGGAUAAAUUAUUAUGGGCUGUCCCACUGCAAGGGCGUGUGGUAGCCUAUCGGUUAGAGCAGUGUUUCCCAAACUCUGUCCUCAGGAAUGCAAGUUUAGUUUUUUUUUCCCCCCUAGCACUACACAGCUGAUUCCAAUUAUCAAAGCUUGGUGAUUGUUUGAAUAAGCGGUGUAGUGCUAGGGCAAAAAACAAAACCUGCACCCCUUGGGGUCCUGAGGACCCGCGUUUGGGAAACCCUGGGUUAGACCGUUGGGCCAGUAAGCGAAAGGUUGCUUGUUCCGAGGCCCGAGCCGACAAGGUGAAAAAUCUGUCUGUGCCCUCGAGCAAGGUACUUAACCCUAAUUGCUCCAGGGUCGCUGUUGAUAAUGUCUCUCCCUGGCCAUGACCCCACUCUUCGAGGGUGUCUCGGGGAGAGUUGGGAUUUGCAAAAAAACACAUUUCCAAUAGGACAAAUAUAAGCACCCACUAAAUUAAUUCAGUCAAUGUGGUCAAUCUCAAACACUGAUUUUGCCUCCUCUGUAGAUGACCCAGAAGUCCAUGCUGGGUACGUGGUCCAGGCUGUAUAAGGUGUUUGCCUGCUGCUCUGCCCUGGUGGCCACUGCCGAGGAGAAUGUCUGCUGUGAGGAGCUGUGUGGCAAGAUGGCUGCCCUAUUGGACAGGAAGGCCCUGAGGGUGAGCUUACUCUACCAACACCUAACUGUUAUCUAAUUUACCGGGAUUGAAUAAGAAUAUUAUACUGCUGCACAAUCAUUUUCAUUGUUCAGGUUCAUUGAUCGUAUUAUGAUCUUUUUUCUUCUUCAGGUUCCGUCAACGUUGGAUGCGGUUGCUAACAUCCUCCUGGUCAUCAUUGAGAGUUCUGAUUUCUCUCCCUACACUCCACAGUUUCAACAGAAGAUGAAAUGUAAGAGAUAUAUAAUCUCUCUCUCUCUCAGCAAAAAAAGAAACGUCCUCACUGUCAACUGCGUUUAUUUUCAGCAAACUUAACAUGUGUAAAUAUUUGUAUGAACAUAAUAAGAUUCAACAACUGAGACAUAAACUGAACAAGUUUCACAGACAUGUGACUAACAGAAAUGGAAUAAUGUGUCCCUGAACAAAGGGGGGAUCAAAAUGAAAAGUAACAGUCAGUAUCUGGUGUGGCCACCAGCUGCAUUAAGUACUGCAGGGCAUCUCCUCCUCAUGGACUGCACCAGAUUUGCCAGUUCUUGCUGUGAGAUGUUACCCCACUCUUCCACCAAGGCAUCUGCAAGUUCCCGGACAUUUCUGGGGAGAAUGGCCCUAGCCCUCACCCUCCAAUCCAACCGGUCCCAGACGUGCUCAAUGGGAUUGAGAUCCGGGCUCUUCGCUGGCCAUGGCAGAACACUGACAUUCCUGUCUUGCAGGAAAUCAUGCAUAGAACGAGCAGUAUGGCUGGUGGCAUUGUCAUGCUGGAGGGUCAUGUCAGGAUGAGCCUGCAGGAAGGGUACCACAUGAGGGAGGAGGAUGUCUUCCCUGUAACGCACAGCAUUGAGAUUGCCUGCAAUGACAACAAGCUCAGUCCGAUGAUGCGGUGACACACCGCCCCAGACCAUGACGGACCCUCCACCUCCUCAUCGAUCCCGCUCCAGAGUACAGGCCUCGGUGUAAUGCUCAUUCCUUCGAUGAUAAACGCGAAUCUGACCAUCACCCCUGGUGAGACAAAACCGCGACUCAUCAGUGAAGAGCACUUUUUGCCAGUCCUGUCUGGUCCAGCGACGGUGGGUUUGUGCCCAUAGGCAACGUUGUUGCCGGUGAUGUCUGAUGAGGACCUGCCUUACAACAGGCCUACAAGCCCUCAGUCCAGCCACUCUCAGCCUAUUGCGGACAGUCUGAGCACUGAUGGAGGGAUUGUGCGUUCCUGGUGUAACUCGGGCAGUUGUUGUAGCCAUCCUGUACCUGUCCCGCAGGUGUGAUGUUCGGAUGUACCGAUCCUGUGCAGGUAUUGUUACACGUGGUCUGCCACUGCGAGGUCGAUCAGCUGUUCGUCCUGUCUCCCUGUAGCGCUGUCUUAGGCGUCUCACAGUACGGACGUUGCAGUUUAUUGCCCUGGCCACAUCUGCAGUCCUCAUGCCUCCUUGCAGCAUGCCUAAGGCACGUUCACGCAGAUGAGCAGGGACCCUGGGCAUCUUUCUUUGGUGUUUGUCAGAGUCAGUAGAAAGGCCUCUUUUUAGUGUCCUAAGUUUUCAUAACUGUGACCUUAAUUGCCUACCGUCUGUAAGCUGUUAGUGUCUUAAUGACCGUUCCACAGGUGCAUGUUCAUUAAUUGUUUAUGGUUCAUUGAACAUGCAUGGGAAACCGUGUUUAAACCCUUUACAAUGAAGAUCUGUGAAGUUUAUUUUGAUUUUUACGAAUUAUCUUUGAAAGACAGGGUCCUGAAAAAGGGACAUUUUCUUUGUUUGCUGAGUUUAUGUAGAUAGAUAUCUCAUUAUGCAGACGCUUUUAUCCAAAGACAUCAAUUUUACGCAUGGGUGGCCUUGAUGUAUGCUUCCCUUCCCUUCCAGCUCCCCACACCCCUCUGACCUGGGUGCGUAAGAAGAGCAAAGCUCUUGGGAACCUGUCUAACUUCCAGACCCUGCUGGUCCAGGCCCUGGAGGCCUUUAAUGCUGUUGAGGCUCCUGAGACUGUCCCUGAGGGUACAGGCCUGGCCCUGGUCUCCAUCCUCUCUACCCUUUUCUCUAAUCUGGCCCUGGCUACAGCCAUCCAGGAGACCCUGGCCUCUCUCACACAGCCCCUCGCAGCCCUCUAUGAACAGCCUGGGAGGACUCCAAAUGAGCAGCCGAAAUUCACCUCGAGUCUUGGAGCAAAGGUGUGUUAAAAUGUUAACUAUUUUCUUUCUUUGCCCAAAAGGCUCCUUAACAGCUUAACCUGUGCCCCGCAAAUUGACUCGGUACCGGUACCCCCUGUAUAUAGCCUCGUUAUUUUUACUUUAGUUUAUUUAGUAAAUAUUUUCUUAACUCUCUUUCUUCAACUGCAUUAUUGGUUAAGGGCUUGUAAGUAAGCAUUUCACGGUAAGGUCUACACCUGUUGUAUUCGGCGCAUGUGACAAAUAAAAUUUGAUUUGAAAUGUCUGGGUGGUCGUGUCUCACUCUGUGUGUCCCCUCCCUGUCCUUCCAGCUGGAGAAGCUCCUGGGUGAUGUGUUGGGCUGCCUGCAGACGUGUUCAGCCCUGGCCUAUGAUGAUGAGCUACUGUCCCUGCUGUCCCCCCUGCUCUGUGUCCUGUUCCUCCACCGGCGCAAGCACGUCCGCUCCCUCAUCACACAGUUCUGGAACGCAACCUUCGCUAACGCUUUGGUCCUCGUCUACCCAGAAGAACUCAAGUAAGAAUCUACAUUUAGAAGUUGAAGUAUGAGCCAAAUAAUGUUUUGUUCAUACCCAUUAAAAGUGUUUUAUGCCAGCGGUAGGCUUAAUCUAGGUCUGGACCUAAACCAACGAUCAGGUUUCCAUGUUUCCUCUUGCUUCUUUCUGUUUCCAGGCCAGUGUUGAGUCAGGUAAAGCGGAACACUCCUAUCCUCUUACCUGGCUUUCAGUCUGUUGAAGUUCCAGAUGAGCUCAGUGGACAGUACUCUGUGAGUGUUUUCCCUAUUGAAUAAGUCAAACUUUAGCAGGUUUGAUAUGAAUGGUCUACUAAUCCCUGGAUUAUGUUCUGGGUGUGGGCGCAGAGUGAGAGCUCUCAGCUGGAGACCAAGCUGAGUGGAGUGCAGGUGACUCCUGGGGUGAAGAGAGACUCUCUACUGGCCAGGGCUGGAAAGAUGAAGGACAGGAACUCCAAUACAUCAUCCAAGCCUGUCUCUGUAAGGAUCUCUUUUAUUUAGUUCUCUAUUCUCAGAACCCAAGUCGUUUUUAAAUCGGCAGUUAUCACAAUGCUCAUCUGAACCAGAGCUCACGCUAGGUAGCUUUCAUAUACAGCGAGCUCCAACAGUAUUGGGACAUUGACAAUUUGUUUUGUUGUUUUGGCUCUGUACUCCAGUGCUUUGGAUUCACUUUGUAGUCACUUUUAUUUUAACUAAGAAUAGAAUGUUUCUAAACACUUCUCCAUUAAUUUGGAUGCUACCAGUAUUACGCAUAAUCCUGAAUGAAUCAUGAAUAAUGAUGAGUGAGAAAGUUAGAGGCAUAAAUAUCAUACAAUAAAAGUGACUCCAAAAUGACACACUACAUUAUUUACUAUUCAUUUCUAUUGGGCACAAAAUCUGAAACACAACCAAAACAAACAGCAAAUGCAUCCAAAUUUGUAGAGUCCCAAGCUUGAUGUAGUCAUUGUGUGCUAGGAAUAUGGGACCUAAUACACAAGUGAAUUUGUCCCAAUACUUUUGGUUCCCUAAAAUGGGGGGGACUAUGUAGGAAAAAGUGCUGUAAUUUCUAAAUGGUUCACCCGAUAUGGAUGAAAAUACCCUCAAAUUAAAGUCUGCACAAGUUGUCUCUGACACUAUAGCACAUCAGUGUCCUAUUGGAGCUGACUUCUAUUCUCUCCCCAACAGAUGAAGCUGGACUUUGGCUCUCCCAAGCCGCCUCCUAGAGAGGAACUGGAGGAGCAGGCCUCUAUAGACUUUGUGUUCAUCCCCCCUGAGACCAAGGAGAGAGUCCUCACCGAGCACCAGAAAGAGGUCAAGAGAACCAAAAGGUAAGUUGCAGGCAAAUCAAGUUAUAGAAAUGUUUUUCUUCUCACUGUAUAAUAACAAUGCUUUUGUAUGGGUUUAAUUUGAAAGGGUUGACAUCCCUGCCAUGUACAACAACCUUGAUGCUUCCCUUGAUACCACGGUCUUCACCCAGUACACACAGAGUCAGGAGGAAUCACUGUAAGUACUUGUUGGCUGCUGCCGUUACACUGAAUAACACUAAGCUAUGAAGAAAUACUGCUUCGUGGGGGACCCAGUGUUGAAAACAGGCAUUUCUUUUUCAGGGACAAAUUGCCAGCAGAUGAGCAAGCCAAAGAUGAGGUUAAAGCAGAGGUAAAGAGAAAUUAAUAACAAAAGCUAUUCAUUGUUAUGAAAUGCAUGUUUGGUCUGAAAUGUCCUUAUUUGCCCGAUUUAAUCUCUUUUAAUUUGAAUGAAAACAAAAUGGAUGCCUUCAAAGCCAAGAGGCUUUUUCUUCAAAUGAAAGUGAAAAUCCCCAAAUACAAAUGUCUCCUUCUUUUUAUCACAGGUUCCAGAGGGAGACAUGGAAAUGGGGGAGGACGUUGCUGACGACACCCAGGAAUAUAUCAGUCCAACCAAUGAGACGGCAGAAUCUGCAAAGGAAGACGAGGAGCCUGCUGACGAGGUACUUCCUGAGUCUGCAGACGUUUCCAUGGAGGAUGAUGUCAGCGAAGAUGUUUCAUUGGAGGAAGACUCUGCCAUGGAGACCAGAGAGGGCACCAGCCCUAACGUCUCUGGCGGCUCUGACAUGGUCUCAGGGACGCCUCAGAAAACCAAUAGUCGUCGCCAGUCUUUCAUCACUCUGGAGAAGUAUGCUGAGGGGAAGCCUGCUAGUCCUGCCAGCGUGUUGACGUUUACAGGCCCCCUCACCAGGACAGCUAACAGCCAGAAGCAGGAGGCUUCCUCUCAGGAACCAGCGGCAGAGACCGGCAAGGAGGCUUCCUCUCAGGAACCAGCGGCAGAGACCGGCAAUGAGCAGGAGGCUUCCUCUCAGGAACCAGCGGCAGAGACCGGCCAGGAGCAGGAGGCUUCCUCUCAGGAACCAACGGCAGAGAACGAGCAGGAGGCUUCCUCUCAGGAACCAAUGGCUGAGACCGGUCAGGAGCAGGAGGCUUCCUCUCAGGAACCAGCGGCAGAGACCUGCCAGGAGCAGGAGGCUUCCUCUCAGGAACCAGCGGCAGAGACCUGCCAGGAGCAGGAGGCUUCCUCUCAGGAACCAGCGGCAGAGACCUGCCAGGAGCAGGAGGCUUCCUCUCAGGAACCAGCGGCAGAGACCUGCCAGGAGCAGGAGGCUUCCUCUCAGGAACCAGCGGCAGAGACCGAGCAGGAGGCUUCCUCUGAGGAACCAGCGGCAGAGACCUGCCAGGAGCAGGAGGCUUCCUCUCAGGAACCAGCGGCAGAGACCGAGCAGGAGGCUUCCUCUCAGGAACCAGCGGCAGAGACCUGCCAGGAGCAGGAGGCUUCCUCUCAGGAACCAGCGGCAGAGACCGAGCAGGAGGCUUCCUCUCAGGAACCAGCGGCAGAGGCUGACACAGACCCACAGGACUCGCAGGAGACUGAACAAGCAAGACGUAAAAGCUCCAAGAAUGAGUCUUCCCAAAAAGAGGGAGAGAAACCUGAACCUUCAGAAGACAUAAAGCAAUCUGAGGUUGAGAAACCCACUGAGAAAAAAACAAGUGAAACCACAGAGGACGAGGACAUCAUCCCAGACACCCAGACUCCGGUGGAAAUACUGAAGGAAGUUCCUGCAGUUGAAGAAGUAGUAGUAAUGGAAAACUACAGUCAGGAAGAAGAGGAAUCUCAAGGUCUUCUGGAAGGUUCUCCCAGUUCCCAGGCCGCUCUGAGCCAAGGUGAACCAAGGCGGUCCGGACGGCGGAGGAGCAGGCCAUUGAGACCAGGAGAAGAUGCAGAGGAAUGGGAAGAGAAAGACAAACGGAGGAAGAAGUCUCAACCCGAAGAGGAGGCGAAGAGUCAAACUGAUUCACCAAAGACUGCGCCCUCUCCUGCCAGUCAAGCAGAUGGUCAGUCGCAAGGUAGAACAAGCAGGAGAAGUAAGCUGGCUGUUGAGGUGGAGGACCGUGGAAAAGACAAGCUGAGAAAGAGAAGUCACAAGGAGGAGAGCGAGUCGAGCAAAUCAAAUUCACUGGUGGCCAUUCCUUCACCUGCUGCUGAUGUCAACAGCCAAUCACAGGGUAGCAGGGUAUCAAGUAGGAGGAGCAACAAAUUGGUCAGCAAAUCAGAGGAUCUGGUCAAAGACAAACAAAAGAGAGUCGUUGCAGAGGAGGAGCUCAGUCAAAGUGACUCUCAAACGGACACCCCCUCUGCCUCUGAUAAUGAUAGCCAAUCACAGAGUAGACGUAGUCAGAGGAGUAAGGUGGAAGUGGAGAAUGAUUGCAGGCAGAAACGAAGGAAUAUUAGGGCUCAGAAGGUGGAGGGGAAGACGAGCCAAAUGGAUUCACAUGUAGCCACACCAUCUCAACAAGAGAGCCAGUCACAGGGUAGAGCAAGCAGGAGGAGCAAGGUGCCCAUUGAAGUGGCUGAGUCUGAGGACAAAAUACGUCUAAAUUUGGCCACUGAUUCCGCAGCAACACCAGAGAUGAGCCAGACUCAUUCUCAGGUCGCUCCUUCUGCCACCAGUCCAACAGACCGCCAGCUGAGGGCCAGGGGCAGAACCAGUAAGAGAAGCAAGAUGUUAGAGGAGCAGGUAAAAGCCAGAAGCAGCCCUAGCCCAACUCCUAACAUGGAGACUGAGAACUCACAGAUGGCAAAUACAGAAUCCUCCCAAGGAAGUGGAAGGACUUCAAGGCGUAGAGCCUCCCAGGCUUUACUAGGCUCCAACGUGGAGAACUCUGAGUCGGAUGCUUCAGAGACCCGGGAGGAUGUCCAGAAAGGCAGGAAGCCCACAUCACCUGGAGCUCUUCCAAGGCUGCUGGCUACAGUUGAAUCAGCAGAGCCAGGGGCUGACCAAGAGAUCCCAAUGGAUAGUUCUGCAACUUCAAGUGAGACCUUAGAAGUCAAGAUUCCACAGGAUGUGGAGGAAACCCAUAAAACUGAAGUGGUAGUUCCAAGACUUCCUCUGAUAACUAAGAAAGAUAUGGGGCAGAGGGAGACUGACACUGACAUGGUAGAUAUGGAGGGUGAUGUGGUUGAGGCAGUUGACCCCGUUGUGCCAGAGAAGUCUGAGAGUGAGAAUACUAAGCUUUCUUCUCAACAGACGGACUCUUCAGUAGAACCUGAUCUAGAACAUAUGAAGAGCCAGCAUGUGUGUAUGUCCCGACGGAAGAAGGAACAUGGACAUAAACAUUCAAAAAACAUCGAGAAUUUCAACACCGUCUCCUCUCAGGAGAGUAACCAUGGUGACCUAGAGUGUGAUGGGCCAACACAGCUCCAAAGUAAGUUGCUCACUGACUCUGAGCAGGCCAACUCUCCCACGCCUUCCGCUGAAGGAAAUGCCAUCUCUGAAGAUGGACUAAACAAACUAUGUACCCCUCCCAUUGCCAAUGGACUCCCCACAGAUACUUCACCUACUGAGGCAACAGAGGAGAAACUGUGCCCGAGUCUUCAGGUCUCUGAGUCCUCAGAGAAGGUUUUCGAUGGGCCUAAGCCUGUGGCUGUCUCCAAUGAGGUGACAGAUGAGCAGAUGGGAGAAGACGAGAACAGACAUCCAGAUUCUACUGCCAAUGUUCUAGAGGAGGACCAACUGGAAGAUGUUGGCAUGUCUAUUGGGCAAGCCCAGCCAGAGUGUUCCAAAGCCUUAGAUGAGGAGCACCGGGAGGAGCAGUACACAUCUAUCAAAGGACAGCCAGAGUCUUACAGCACCUCUACUAGAACCAGAGAAACCCACACUGAGCCUCAGGCGGACAACGUUCAAGAUAUCGUGCCUCUCCAAGAGAGGACAAAAACAGACAAUGUCUCUGGCCUCGAGGGUGAAGAAACCCAGAUGGACCAUAAUGACCUAGAUCGAUGUCCUCUAAACUCUUUUACCCCUGUGACCUCUGACCCUCACGAAUCCCCAGUGCCUCUACAUGACCCAAGUACCUCUAAAGAGACGUUGUGCCAAGACUCCCCACCCAUGCAGAAGGAUGCUGUGCUGGGGCUGGAGGUGGGCCAUAGCCCCAGUAGUGGCAGGACCAGGGGGUUGUGGUCCCCCUCAGCUUCCCCCUCCACCUCUAUCCUGAAGCAGGGACAGAAAAGAACAAUAGAAGAGGAGAGUCCUUCGCCUUUCACGAAGGUAACGUGAUCAGGGGUACUUAAUCCAUGACGAUUUACACAUCAUAAAUCAUUUAUGCAUAUGUUCUAAUUAUCUGCAUUCAACUCAGUCAGUAUAAAUUGAAAAUUACAUACUUUCUAUUGAAGAGAAUCCUUGAGAUGUAUCUAGGAUGGCAUUAGCAGGUUUUGAAAACAGUGUCUUAAAUGAUUCCAUACUUUUUAUUUCGCAGUCUCGACGAGUAUCAUUUGCUGACCCAAUCCAACACCAGGAGCUGGCAGAUGACAUUGACCGUCGCAGCCCUGUCAUCCGAUCCAGCUCCCCAAGAACCAAAGCUACCAGCAGCAUCCCUCAGCCGAAGGUACACGGUCCACUAGUGAUGUGUAGUAAAUGUCAUUUUAAAUACUCUGCACUAAAUCAUUAAAGACACGAUUUAGUUAAGAUGAGCGUGUGUAACUUUGACUUUUGCGUAGAUCAUUAAUUGACAUCAAUGGGAGACUGAGUUAAUCAUGCAGAAAUCAAGUUAUGUGGCCACAGAUUAACUGAAUUUUGCUUCUUUUUUGAGACGCUGUCUCUUCCAAUUUGACCCUUUUCCUGUAUUAGCCUAACCGCUGCUCUAUAUUGCAGCAUAUCACAACACCAACAAAGGGCUUACUGAUCCUCAGUCCACGCAAUCUCCGCAGCCCGGGGUACAAGAGCUCCAAGAAAUGCCUGGUAUGUACCUCCAGAUACACAGGAAGUACCCAAGUUAUUUUCAGACAAGAUCAUACAUGCAACAUUGUUCCAAUCCUAAAUUCAAACCUUUUCAAAAAACCUAAUGGAUUAGAUUAUAAAAACCUUAUCCACAAGGACAUUAAUUUUGCAGCAUGCAUACAUUCAGUGUGUGUAUAUAUAGACAAAACACCCAAUAUAGCCUACAUACAAGAACACAUUGCAUUUUUAAAAAUUGGUUUACUGCCCAAAAUAGUCUGAUUGUUGUGCAUGUGCCCGAGUCCCAUUCCUACUUAGCUUCUAACUUGAUUUAAUGUUGUUUCAGAUCUCUGAGAUGGGCCAGGAGCCGAGGCCCAUACCUAAGGACUGUGUGUACCCGGCCCUGGUCCGCUGUUCUACCCCCGUGGAAGCAGUGCUGCCUCAGAUCACCUCCAACGUGUGGUGAGUGUAACCGAGAGAACUCGGGUCCAAGAAAUGAGCAACAGCUUGUACAAUAAAUAAAGUUUAAUACAAUGUGAGUUGCAACAAGGGAACAACAAUCCAACACAUCGAUCCCCAUACAACUGUAGCAGAUAUCCAAAGCUUUAGAGCUUGUCCAUCCUAUUUCACCACAAACAUGUCUUUUUUAAUUAAAUGGGCAAUCAGCAGUUGCUACAUACAUUUUUGGACUUUUACAUUUUAUAUGUCCCCAAUGAUUAUUGAAGAAUAUAACCUAUAAAUGCCUCAUGAGCUUAGGUCAACUGUCGUACCCCAUCAGAACCCAAAAUAUAAGAUUGUUUUACUCCUGUGUUUGUAGACAAAGUAAAUGUAAACAAACACUAUAUAGCCUCAAAACAUGGUUAAACUAUCAUGUUGAUAUCAUGGAUGGUCAGUCCUUGCAUCCAUAGCUCGAUGAAUUUGCGUGUUACAUUUCUUCAGUCCCAUCCCUCCGCUAUUUACCGAAACAACAGGGGCGGGGAUACGUUUUGCUAUUGUUUCUACUGCUGAUAGCUGCCUUAAAUGAUUCUGUCAUUAUUUCUCCUCUUUCCUCAGGCCUCGUGGCUUCGGCCAGCUUGUGCGAGCCCGGAAUAUCAAAACUGUCGGAGACCUCAGUGCUCUUACACCAAGUGAAAUCAAGAACCUUCCCAUUCGUUCCCCAAAGAUUUCUAAUGUGAAGAAAGCACUUAAAAUGUACCAUGAACAGCAGGUAUUUUGCCCGAACUUGACUUGAAACCUGUGACUUUCUACUACCUUCUGAAAAUGCAACUUGAAGGACUGCAAAUGAGAUCUACACUUUAGAAUAUAGCUAAGAGAUAUUUGUCUUAAACAGUUAAUGAUAAUUGUCAUACAUGGUUAAUAGUUGUAGAUAAAAACCACCUGAACUGUGCCGAUCUAUUUGGUCUGUAAUUGACCGUUUUACCUUGUCACUGCUUCAGUGGAAGGGCCGUAGUGAUGAGCUGAAGAGUUUUGAGGAGAUGGAGAAGAUGACAUCUGAGCUGGAGGAGCCAACCGUUCCUCAGAACCAGGAAGAGGAGGACAAGACUCCAGGAGAUGCCCUAGGUGAGUUCAAUAAACCUGUAUGGUCCCCAAAGUCGAAGGGCAAUUUGUGCAGUACAGGAUAGGCUUAUCCAAAAAUUGUUUGCUAACUUGUAACUCUUAGGUUACUUACCACAAAUACAUUUUUUGAUAUUUUUUUUAACUGUAUUUCUAAGUCAGCUCACUGGUGAACAGAACAACUCAAUAUAUCAUACAUGCAUGAUGUUCCUUCCUGUCCCUUCUGUAGUCACAGAGUUGUUGGAUGAGCCCGUGUCCAAGGAGCAUGAGGAACAUCCAGAGGAGAGACCGGACCAGAGCAGGCCUGACCACCAGAGGACUGCUGAGGGGGGUCUGCUGUCGGAGGUGAAGUCCCUGGAGGCCCAUCUGACUGGGGAGGGAUUGAGCCACUGCUCCCCUGACCAACUGGUUCAGAUCCAUGAUCAGCUGGGAGGCAUGAUGAGGACUGUGGUGGUGGAGCUGCAGAGCAGACUACUGGCUCAGAACAAGGACAGCGGACCCUGAUCCAAACACUAUACAGUCCCAGGGUUUGGAUUACAUAUCUUCGGAAUGCCCAAAUUGAAGUCUCUUGAAGGUGCCAAUUGGGGGUGCCUAUUGACAAUUGUGGGGGGCGGCACAAUGGUGUUUGAAUUCUUACAGAGAUCUUGAUUUGUUUAUAUGGGUGCUCAGUCCACCCAGCCCCCGUGGACUUCGAACCUGAACACCCCAGACAAGGUUUCCCCUCUCACACCCCGACUCUUAAGAAUUUUAUUUUUUAAAGAGUUAAUCAAGGACUACACUACAAGUCCACCAGGAUCUGUUUGGAUUGUGUUUUUAAACUCCUGUUCUCUUUGGCCUUUUUCAUUGUCCUCUUUGAUGGUGAGGGAGAUGUUUUAUAAAUUAUUGUUAACUUUUCAGGCUAAAAAAGUAGUCGUAGUGGUGGUGAUUCCGGUUGUCAUGGCAACAGGGUGAAAGCGAAGCAUGGUCUCUGGUUGGCUGUACCAAGACUUUGCCAAGAAGUGAUAUUUUAACAAAUUCUGGCCAGGAGGAUGGCACCUUUUACAUUGUGUGCUUAAAUAAAGGAUUGAAAGACGGAGGCUGUAU
Molecule: messenger RNA, 22223 nt
Organism: Coregonus sp. 'balchen'
Lineage: Eukaryota; Metazoa; Chordata; Actinopteri; Salmoniformes; Salmonidae
Source: the annotation of a GenBank genome assembly